AUGAUUAACAUGAAAUUAAAAAAUCCAAAGUCAUUGUCUACACUUUUGAAUAUGUAUUUGAAAAGCAUCCAUAAUCCUUUGAACUUUCAAGAAUUAAUCAAUUAAUUAUUAAGUGAUGCUACCUUUUUACCAAUGUAUGGACUGACCGAUUAAUAAAAACUGGAACAUAGAACUAUUUUUACAAAUAUUUAACUUGGGAAUAACUAAAAUCUAGGGUAAAUUAAUAGGCUAAAUUAGCACAAUAAUAGGAAUGACUGUUUUAGGUAUGAUUGGUUUCCUAGCACUUGGAUUUACUUUUUUAGGGGCAAUUGGAGGAGGAGCUAUUGGGAUAAUUUUGGGAAGGUAUUUAGGAAGAAAAAUCUCCAAAAGAAUUGCUACUAAAGGGAUAAAUGUAACCGAAUUUGAUAUAUUUGUUAUUCGAGUAAAAUGCCUGCUUAAAUGGGUAAAUUUCAGUUCUAUAAAUUAGGGUAAAUUGAUAAUGGUCAAAUAUACAAAUGAUAUUAACUUAUAAAGAUUUUGUAUUGAAAGAAUUUUAACUGAAAUCAAGCCUCUAUUACACUAUAAGUAUUUUGAUGAAAAAUUUCAAAAAGAAUCUUAAGCUUUAUUGUGCAAAAUUAGAGAACAACUAUCAAAAGAACAAUCUAUAUAUGCUUUGAGUCUCAGUUAUAAAUUAACAAAAGAAUAUAUUUAAAUAAUUGAUUAAAAAAUUAUUUAUUCAAAAUUUAGUACUUAUGAAGUAAAUACUUAUUAUCAUAGAUAAAUCAUUAGAUAUCAUAUGUUUUAAAUGAGACUGUUUCAGAUGUACUGAUUCCUUUAUUAACUUUAUAUUAGAAUGUAGAAAAGUUUGAAAAAAGUGAUGUAAUCUAAUUAUUGGUAAAAAAAAUAAAAAAAUUAUAAGUUAAUAAAAUAGUAUUAAAAUGUUAAUAAAAUUAUUUUGAUUAAUAACUUUCAAUAGAAUUUAUCAAAAUGUUUGCUGCUAAGCUCAAUUAAAAAGUUAAAAUUGAAGAUUUGGAAAAAUUUUUAUAAAUACAAAAUUAUAGGGCUUAAUAAUAAAAUAGAGAGUAAAAUUCUUCAAAUAAAAAUUAACAAAGAAGAAAAAGUUAAGGAGAUAUGGUUUCAAUUUUUGAAGAUGUAGAUUAAGAAUUUUAAGCUCAAGUUCCAUUAAUAAUGAAAAACUCAGUAAGAGCAAGGGCAAAAUCAUGUGAUGACAAAAAUGACUAACAAAUUAAUUUAAAAUAAUCUCAGUAAAUUAUCAAUUAAAAUUAAUAAUAACAAUAAUAAUAACCAGUUUAAUAAUCAUCAUAAAUUCUGUUUGAAAAAACUGAAAAAAGAGGAUCUUAAUGCAUUUCAGAGAAUUUGAUUUAACAAACUUAAUUACAAUAGAUUAUAUAACUUUAAAUGGAAAGUUCAUAACAGCGCUCUUAAAUGCAAAGAAAAUCACAAUUAAUUUAAGAUAAUUAAGUUAAUUCAGACAGAGCCUUCUAAUUAUCAGCCGAGUUGGAAGAGAAAUUUAAACUAUUAGUUGGCCUAAUUGAAGAACCUAUUGAAGGAUGGGAAAUUAUCUUAAAAAAGGAAAAUUUGAUCAUUUAUAAAACUUUCAAACCUGGAAACCCAGCAGUAUUUGUUAAAGGCCAUAGUGAUUUAAUAGGAAUUUCUAUAGAUGUACUUUUAAAGGCAAUACAUAAUGAAAAAUAUAGACAAAAAUGGGAUAAAAUUUUGCUGAGUUUUUAAGUUUUGGAAAGAGAAUCAGCAAUAGUAGAUAUAAUAUAUUACUACGUUAAAAGUCCACCUUGUGUAGAUAACCGAGAAUUUUGUUAAAAAAGAAUAUUGAAAUAUGAUUUUCCAUAGCCAGGAUAAAUUUGUCUUUUGUAUUUUAGUGUGGAUCAUAAAAAAGCCCCUAAAUUCAAAGGACAUAUAAGAGCUGAAACAUUAAUUUCAGGUUAUAUUUUAGAAUCUAUUCCUGGUGGAAGUAGAUUGUAUUUUUGUUCAAAUAAUGAUGUCAAAGGUGAUAUUCCAAAAGUAAGAAAUUUAAUAAUUAUAAAUAGAGUUUAGUUAAUUACGUUGCUUCCAGAGCUCCUAUAAGUUGGAUUAAUUCAUUAAGAAAAGGAUGUGAGGAUUACAAUAAGAUAAUGUAAUAAAUUUAAUCUUGAAUAAUUC
Molecule: messenger RNA, 2157 nt
Organism: Paramecium sonneborni
Lineage: Eukaryota; Ciliophora; Oligohymenophorea; Peniculida; Parameciidae
Source: the annotation of a GenBank genome assembly